AUGCGUUCUCCUCGCCGCAACGGCGCAAGCGCAGAUAGCCCGCCCUUCAAACGACUCUACCGACCUUUAUCUCCCAAUGCUUUAUACGAAUUUCAAAUUAAUGACGAGACAGUUUCCGCUGCCAAAGGCCAAUCUAGCACCACUGACUGGAAGCCUGAGAAGGAUAUUCCGGGAUGGCGUCGAUUCGUUCCCAUAGGCGCCAACAACGCCUCCGAUGUCAGGGGGAAUAAUAUUGCCUAUAUCAGCUGCGACGACUCGGCUUACCCGGGGAAUCUUAAAGCGGAUGACACAAUCCGGACAGUUGUGCUCACAGACUCCCGUCCGAAAGCAAUCGUUCUUUACAGCACAAAGUUUGAGCACUGCAACUACUCCUCCACAGGCCUAACCUGGCCUCCGUACAGGAAUGUUUUCACCGUCACCGAUGUCCAAGUCUCCCGCGACAUACUAGCUGGUCUGUUCUCCGAGUCUCAGUCCAAUGAAGAGAUGUCAGAUAUAGUUCCAGACCUGGAGGAAGAUUUGCCAAGACCUGGGAAUGAUCAUGGUCGGAGAAACAAUGCAGCGCCAGCAGCCAUGAUCAUUCUAUAUAGUAUCACGGGCAUCAUCACUGCUCUAUUCCUUAGCGUCAUCGUCACCGGCGCCAUACGAGCACAUCUCAAUCCGGAGCGCUAUGGGCCUCGCAACAUUGUUGGUCGCCCACGCCAGAGUCGCGCCAAGGGGAUUGCACGUGCAAUGCUGGAAACAAUACCCAUUAUCAAGUUUGACGACUCUAGCGAUGGGACUAAACAAACCGUGAAGUCCGAUAUCGAGAUGGUGUCGAACGAUGGAGGUGGCGAGCAUGAUCUGAGUAGAAAUGGUACGGGGCAAGGAGUCGAUGGAGUGAAAAUCCCCGGUUCUCAGACGGAACCACAAGAGGAGCAGCAGCAGCAGCAACAACAACAACAACAAGCACAGCAGCAACAGAAACAACAAGAAUCGUUGCAGGAGCAGGAAGAUAAACCAACCGCGUCGCCUAGGGCUAAGGCAACAGACAGGGAAUCACACUGUGACGGCUCCAUCGGCCCGGCAUCACCAGAACCCCAAGUUAUCAAUCCCGACGUACCACCUGAAACGGGCACGUUGGGAUGCCCGAUCUGUACAGAUGACUUCAUAAAGGGCCAAGACGUGCGACUUCUACCCUGCCAGCACAAAUUUCACCCCGAAUGCGUUGACCCCUGGUUAAUAAAUGUCUCCGGCACUUGUCCUCUCUGCCGCGUAAACCUCAACCCCCCAGACUCCGACAACGCUGAUGGAUCCGACCACGAUCAUAACUCAGAAGACCCCACCCGAUCCCCCUCCCCUCCCCAAAACUCCCACACCAAUCGCUUCCUCCCUCCCCUCCGCAACCCCCGCGGCUUCUCCCGCCGUUACCACGGCCUAUCCACGCUCUUCAGCCCCUCCUCCACCAGCGGCAUGGGCACUCAUGCCAAUGUCGAAGAUCAUAUUUAUACGCUGCGCGGGCUGCGCCGUUCGCGCCACGAGCGCGAUGCGAAUAUGACGGCAAGAGGUGCAAUUGAAGGGCAGGACGAGGAGGGGGAGGCAUCACUAUCUUCUCCCGGAGCAGGUGCGGCGGAGGAUAGGUCCAGGAGGAGUCGGCUAUGGCGGUUGAGGGGGAGGUUUUUGUCCCGGUCGCGGUCCCGGACGAGCGUGAGUUCGUAUGCGGAGGCGGACGCGGACGCGGAGGCGGACGUUAUGCGGCAAGCAACGACUGCCACAGUGUUGAAUUCUCCCGGUAUCGAUACUGGUGCUGGUGCCGCGAAUCCGUCUGGUGAUGCUCAGGUUGCAGAUCCGACACCACAAGUUACAACAGCGACGACAACGACGGCGACGACGACGACGACGAAUACAGCGCCAACUUAA
Paracoccidioides lutzii Pb01 is the source of this 1896-nucleotide messenger RNA. RefSeq lists its product as hypothetical. The transcript has 4 exons. The record is from RefSeq and is a predicted model, not a curated record. The coding region runs from base 1 to 1896 and encodes 631 amino acids.